Cuculus canorus (common cuckoo) is the source of this 1980-nucleotide messenger RNA. RefSeq names its product glycerol-3-phosphate acyltransferase 3. Gene Ontology annotation, molecular function: glycerol-3-phosphate O-acyltransferase activity. Gene Ontology annotation, cellular component: endoplasmic reticulum. The transcript is spliced from 11 exons. The record is from RefSeq and is a predicted model, not a curated record. Gene Ontology annotation, biological process: triglyceride biosynthetic process. The annotation marks the transcript as partial. Lineage: Eukaryota; Metazoa; Chordata; Aves; Cuculiformes; Cuculidae.
AAUGAAAACCAUCAACAUGUACUUUUCUUGUUUUGGGAACAGUGGGCCACCCUGCAGAUUGAGGAAGGAAUAAAAAAGCAGAAGGCGCUGGCACUCGAGAACUUAAUCUCCACUGGGAUCAUCGAGAGAGAUGAAACCUCCAUGGAAGAGGAGAUUUCCAGCCAGUCCCAAGGAUGCUUCAACUUUGCUGAUGUUAUGUACUUCUCCAAGAAAAGCUGUGAGGCAGUUGCAGAAGAUGAAGUCACCUGAUGGGUCUCCUCUGAGGAGCUGGCGUCCUGGAAUCUCCUCAGCAGAACCAAUGCUAGCUUGCACCAUGUCAGCUGGCAAUUAACUAUUGUGUGGAUCACUGGGAUCCUGAUUUGGUAUUGUCUCCUGUUGCCCUUUCGCAUCUGCUUGGCUGUUUUCAGCAUCCUUUUGCUCAUCUCAGCCACUACAUUAGUAGGACAGUUUCCACAUGGCAGAGUUAAAUGCUGGCUAAGCAACCAGAUUCAGAUGAUAUGUGCUGCAUUGGGUGUUCGAUGUCUGGGUGGUCUUGUUUAUUUCCACAAUGGGGAAAACAGACCACAGAAAGGAGGCAUCUGUGUAGCCAACCACACAUCUCCAUUAGAUGUUCUAAUCCUGGCCAGUGAUGGAUGCUAUUCCUUGGUUGGCCAGGCACACGAAGGGCUCCUGGGACUUAUUAAAAAAUCUUGCAUGCAAACCUCUCAGCAUGUUUUGUUUGAACGCUCAGAAAUGAGAGACCGCCAUCUGGUUAGGAAAAAAAUUAGAGAACACAUUGCAGAUAAGACCAAAUUACCCAUUUUAAUUUUCCCAAAAGGUACGUGCAUAAACAACACAUCAGUAAUGAUGUUUAAGAAGGGAAGCUUUGAGGUAGGAGGGACCAUCUAUCCAGUAGCAAUCAAGUAUGAUCCCUGCUUUGGAGAUGCGUUCUGGAACAGCACAAAGUUUUCUAUGCUAACGUAUGCUUUUAAUCUGAUGACCAGCUGGGCUCUCGUCUGUAAUGUGUGGUACCUGCCACCAAUGAUCAAAGAGGAAGAAGAUGAUGCUGUUCACUUUGCCAACAGAGUCAAGGCUCUCAUUGCUGCUCAAGGAGGAAUGUCCGUGCUUCCUUGGGAUGGGGGACUGAAAAGGAAAAAGGUGAAAGAGUCUUUCAAGGAGGAGCAACAGAAAAAGUAUUGUCAGAUAGCAAUAGAGAAUGAAUCUAUGGAAAAUAGUAAUGUUUGUUAAAUGUUAUUUAUUUUAUCUCAUUUUUUUUUACUUAUCUCCACCAGAAAAUGGGCUAAUUUUUAUAUUAAAAGCAACAAAUUUUACUUCUGUCCCUGUAAGAUAUUUUGCAUAUGACACAGCAGGGUAACCAUAAAGGUAUAGUAUUUUGUAUUAAAUAAGUACAUCAUUUUAUAAAUAGGAAGAUUUACAAUAUACUAGUAAAAUUCUCUCUGAUGUUGAAAGAAAAGAAUCUGCAAUAAAAUUACUUAGGUUCAUUAAAAUUCCAUUUUAAAAAUCUUUGCAUUACCCUGAAGACCCUGAAGACUUCUUAACUUGUAAUAAAACACUUCUGUACUCCUAGCCUCUAUUAAUGGCUUGGACUAGCAGUUUUUAAUGUGAGCCACAGUCAUUGUGUUGCUGUACAGAGAAAUCUCCUGAUGUCAGAAGACAUUAAGCAGUUCACCAAAAUAGAUUUUCUGGAUUGCAAGUUGGAGAAGAAGUGUUGGAUGUCAGAGGGAAAGAAGCAGGCACUGACUCUCCCUUCAGUGUCACAAGACCAGAGGUGGCAGUGUUGGAAGUUUCCAGGGUUCUGCUGACAAAGAGCAGAGCAAUGUCCAAGGCAGCACAUCCCUGGUGUCUGGGUGUGUGAUACUGGGAUAAAUUAGUCACAGCCAAGGACUAUGUCACAGAAACACGUAUUUUUAAAUUAUAAUGUGUCUUCUGAUUAUGCUACAUCCCUUUCUGUGUCUUUUUUAAUGCAUUAGUCAAAUUAAA